This is a messenger RNA of Lineus longissimus, 3329 nucleotides long. RefSeq names its product homeobox protein OTX2-like. Gene Ontology annotation, biological process: regulation of transcription by RNA polymerase II. NCBI's taxonomy places the organism in Eukaryota, Metazoa, Nemertea, Pilidiophora, Heteronemertea, Lineidae. Gene Ontology annotation, cellular component: nucleus. The record is from RefSeq and is a predicted model, not a curated record. Bases 456 to 1394 code for a protein of 312 amino acids. Gene Ontology annotation, molecular function: DNA-binding transcription factor activity, RNA polymerase II-specific; RNA polymerase II cis-regulatory region sequence-specific DNA binding. The transcript has 7 exons.
AUCAAUCUCAAUCAUACGCUCAUUACAAGACGUAAGGCGAGUUUUACAAGGUUAAACCGUGUUUAAAGUUAAGUCCAGAUCCUCGCAAAUCCUCCUUAGCUUUGGUGCUUGGAUUUACCGGAACUCAGGACUCGGAAGAACAUCACCAGUGACAGAUAGAGCAUCUCCAAUUGGUGUUCACCACGCAGUGGCCCAAGUCACAACGUUUAUCCCAGAAAAACCGAUUUGCUUGGAUUUAGACUAAGUUCUCCAGCGGAUGACAGCCAAGUCCAGACUAUCUCACAGGUCUUUGGUUUAGCAGUUAGCUGUGUGUGUGAUCUUGGAUUCUAGUAACUUAUCAUUUCGUCCUUUAAUCGCAUAAUCUGAUUGGACUUGCCAGGACUCGUGUGCGUCAAAAUUUCUAUACGUGACAACAUUUUCACUGGACUUAUUCCCUUCGGACUAUCACUAUCACAAUGACAAGCAUGGCUUACCCACCGCCCGUCUCGGGAGGCGUCGGCAAAGGAGCACCCUACUCCGUCAACGGAAUCAGUUUAGGAUCGCCAAACGUGGACUCGUGUGUAAUGCAAGCAGCCCUGAACUACCCAGGUUGGUACACGCUAGAGUCGAAAAAUUCAUUUACGCCCAACUUUCCUGCCAACACACCAAGAAAACAGAGACGAGAACGAACCACAUUUACCCGCGCUCAGUUGGACAUCUUAGAAUCGUUAUUCCAGAAGACGAGAUAUCCUGAUAUAUUCAUGAGAGAAGAGGUAGCCCUAAAGAUAAACUUACCAGAAUCCAGAGUGCAGGUCUGGUUCAAAAAUCGUCGUGCCAAAUGCCGUCAGCAACAAAAGGCUCAGGAUUCCGGCAAGCCCGCCACUUCACCCACGAACGGCCAGCAAUCUACUACCGCACCGGCCUCCCGUCCCAUCAAGAAGAGCAAAAGCCCACCCCCACCCAGCUCAUCGCCGACGGGAUCUUAUAAGUCAGCAGGAACGCCAACUUACCCAACGUCGAAUUGCGGAAUACCUAACGGGAAUGCCUCUACGCCGAUCUGGAGCCCCGCGUCCAUGACGCCUAUAAACAACAUGAAUUCUUCCGAGUACAUGCAGAGAGCUUCUUACGCAAUGUCGAACAGUCAGUCAGGCUACACUGCACAAAGUGGUUAUGGACCUUCAUCAUACUGUUGCAAUAUGGACUAUUUCCCCGCUCAAAUGCAGUGGCCAGGCGUUGUUAGCGGCGGCCAAGUUCCCACCACGACACAUUCGAGUCACAGCGGAUCCUACACACCUCUUAGCAGCGCGCAGUGUCUAAGCCGAUCAAAUACAUCAUCAGGAGAAUGCUACGAUUAUAAGGACAAUGCCAUGGCAGGCUCUGCCUGGACUCAAAACUACAAAUACUGCGAAAUCUAAAAAGGAAAUAUAAAAAAGACUAUAUUUUAUUGGCAUUCCAGGAGCAAAUCCGUUCAGUAACAAGUUGACUUUGUCUCCGCCAGGCGGCUAUGGAUCAAAAAGGACCUGCGCCGUCUGGCGGGUGCAAAGAAACCAUCAAUCACAAGAGCCAUUCUGUAAGGGACUCCUUUCUUUAUCAGUCACCUGUUACUAUUCCUUGUUUAUCAUUUACACUGCAUUCCUUUUUGAUCGGGUCACGUUGUCACAAAUUAGUUAAUUAAAAAAAGUUUUGUGCGUUUGGCCAUCCUGAAGAAAUCAGGGGUUAAUGUUCGCUUCUCCGGCCCUCAAGAUGGUGUUGGGAGGCUCGUGCUGAACCGAUUAGUUUCCUAAAUCAUGAACUGAAUUGCCAUGUUUCUAACAGGCUUUAAUAUCGAAUCCACAAAUUUAAUGUUAUGAGAGAGAUAAAGCUGGAAUGGGUACGUUGUUAAACCUAUGUUUGGUUGUGGAGUUAGUUCGGGCAUAUCGGUGUAUUGUAUUUGCCAGGUUUGAAUUUCUGGAUUUGAUAUGAACGUUUUUAAGACAAUCAUCAAUUAGAAUGCAUCAUUUGGAAAAUCAUUACCAUACCAAUCUUCGACGUUUUGGGAAAUAGAUGUACGCAUUUGUAGAGUUCCUGGCAUUUCAUCAACAAUAAUUAAGCGAACGUGCAGAUACUGAUUUAUUGAGAAGUUUGUAGUCGUUUGCAAACAAACCCUGGAUUUUGGCAAACCUUGAUGUGGUUGUUUUUUUCAUAGUUUUGAUUACUGGGAGGAAAAUUGAAUACAUGAAUUUAUCGACGGAUUAGCUCCAUGGCUAUUAAUUAAUUUUGUACAUUGAUUUAAUUAUAAAUUAUUUUGAAGGAUCUAUGUGUAUGUAUGUUGAAAAUCAGGGAAGCGAUUGUACAGCCGUGUGUGUUGUCUAAGUGAUGCUAUAUUAUGAUUUAAACAAGUCAUGAAGAACCGAGUGGACGUAGGUGAGGAGGAAAGUUCCCAGGGCGAGUAUGACGUCAUCAGGCUUGAUCAUGUGAUCAUUUCCCUGAUGUGUGUUACGCCAUGACACCAUCUCCGUUCAUCAGGUUAGAAGUAUAUUUUACUGGAGGAAAACGGCCAUAGAAUAGACUAUAGAACCGAAUAGGAUUUUUAGGAAUAAGGUUAGCUUUAUGAACCAAUUCAAGGAAGAUUUAUUUGUUGUUCAUAUGGGAACUCCAUGCGAACCACGUUGAAAAAACUGGAAAAAAACUUCCAAAUGGUUGCCAAAUGCAAGUACAUGUAAUAGUAAGGUUGCUAUCACUAGAAGCGAUGAAACUGUAUAGGAUCAAAACCUUCCUAUUGAAGUUCCCCUUCGUAUGUUCUCCUUGGUUCUUCUAGUCAGACCCAGAGCCUUUAAAAUCUAACUGUACUUCUUAGCUGUAUUGUGCGACGUGUUUGGUUCACUAAUAUUCUAGCGUUCGAAUAGAAUGAUGGUCAAUUUUUUCCAAACUCUUAGCUGUCACUGGUCAUUUAAAGAAAAAAGCAUUCUUUGUGUAUAUUAUGCUUGACGUACACUCUCGAAAAGCUCCUGUUGAAGAAUGUAAUAUCCUAGCUGCCCUGAGACGAAAGUUCUGUCCUCCUUUUUGAGAGUUAUUUUUCACAAGAUGGCGCCGGGUCACUUUGUCUCGUAAAUUUAGCAGUAGAUCCUCUAACAUUGUAUACCUGUAAACAAACCCCCUGCCUUAUUCACCCCAGUGUGUAUGAUAUCUAACUAUGGCCGUUCGGCGCGAAUGUAAAGUAUAUUUUCCAUUUUGUAAAAUGCAUUUGAUUUGUUUCACGAAUAAUUUAAUGCUGCACCGUCGAGUGACGUGUAUUGCACCGAGUUGUCAAUAACGGAGACUCGACCACCUAGGAGUAUUAAUAAAUUCGUUUUUGAUAAUAUUUCCACUUA